Messenger RNA from Thunnus maccoyii (southern bluefin tuna), 1853 nucleotides. RefSeq names its product renin (gene ren). NCBI's taxonomy places the organism in Eukaryota, Metazoa, Chordata, Actinopteri, Scombriformes, Scombridae. Bases 351 to 1496 code for a protein of 381 amino acids. Gene Ontology annotation, molecular function: aspartic-type endopeptidase activity. The transcript has 11 exons. The record is from RefSeq and is a predicted model, not a curated record. Gene Ontology annotation, biological process: angiotensin maturation.
AAUGACUGAAAUGAUGUUGACUCUAAAGUGUCAAGCAUGUUAGGUAAUAACUUAAAAUGUAGGUUAGCAUGCCAACUGAAGACAUCUCGACAUGCUAAUAUUAGCAUGUUAGUAUCCCGAUCAAAGCACCACUGACACUAACAGAGAACUUAGCCUCAGCUAUCUGAGAGGUUGUGACCUUUAUUCUGGAGCCACUCUCACAUUUUUUGUCCCACUAGUGAGCACCUGUUUCCUAAUAAGGCUCCCUGGGAAUCGAAGUGCAGCAGCUCAUCUUCACAAGACACAAACCAGGGAUUAUCUCAGUGGCCAACCUCUGACCUCAGCUAUGGCUGUCUGAGCUUUUGCUUGACAUGGAAACUCACAUAUCUCCAGGAUUGACUGGGAUCACGCUGAAGAAGAUGCCAUCUAUCAGAGAGACACUGCAGGAGAUGGGCGUUUCUGUGGAGCAGGUGUUGAGUGAGCUGGCCCAGAAGAGCACAGGCGACACCAACAACGGGACUGUUCCCACACCUCUAACCAACUACUUGGAUACACAGUACUUUGGUGAAAUCAGUAUCGGCUCUCCAGCCCAGAUGUUCAACGUGGUGUUUGACACAGGCUCAGCCAACCUGUGGGUGCCCUCGCAGAGCUGCUCUCCUUUCUCCACUGCCUGCUUCACUCACAACAGGUAUGAUGCCUCCCAAUCGCGGACGUACGUCGAGAACGGAACAGGGUUUUCCAUCCAGUACGCCUCUGGAAAUGUCAGGGGAUUUCUGAGCGAGGAUGUGGUCGUGGUUGGUGAUAUCCCUGUGGUUCAAGUGUUUGCUGAGGCCACCUCACUGUCUGCCAUGCCCUUCAUCUUUGCCAAGUUUGAUGGAGUCCUGGGGAUGGGCUACCCUAACGUGGCCAUCGAUGGCAUCACUCCGGUGUUUGACCGCAUCAUGUCCCAGCAUGUCCUCAAGGAGGAGGUGUUCUCUGUCUACUACAGCAGGGAUCCAAAACACUCCCCAGGUGGAGAGCUGGUGCUGGGCGGCACUGACCCAAACUACUACACCGGAAACUUCAAUUACAUGGACACCAGAGAGACGGGCAAAUGGGAAGUUACCAUGAAAGGCGUUUCUGUGGGGACGGAGAUGGUGUUUUGUGUGGAGGGCUGCACAGCUGUGAUAGACACCGGCUCCUCCUACAUCACAGGCCCGGCCUCCUCUGUGUCUUUGCUGAUGAAAACCAUUGGAGCACAGCUGGAUGAAAGUGGAUACAAAGUCAAUUGUGACACUGUGAAGACACUGCCCAGUAUCACUUUCCACCUGGGUGGCCAGGAGUAUUCACUCACUCAGGAGGAUUAUAUCUUAUGGCAAUCACAGAUGGAAGGGGAUGUCUGCACUGUCACCUUCAGGGGCUUGGAUGUGCCACCACCUACAGGUCCCAUCUGGAUUUUGGGAGCCAACUUCAUCGCCCGCUACUAUACAGAGUUUGACCGUCGCAAUAAUCGAAUAGGCUUUGCCACAGCAGUCUGACAGGAAGCUAAACGUCACGCUCUGUUUGUCUCCUUUUCUAUCUUUGCUGCUAUCUCCCCAUUUGUCCAGUCAUCCCUUCAGUUGCUUCUUAUGAUCACUCAUGACCAGAUAAAGUUUGUUUUAUAAAAAAGGAAGAGAAGAGUACACAUUUAAGAAUGUCAUCCUUCCAUUUCUUGCAUUUCUUCUUUCCUGUUAUAUAACAUUUUGUACUAGUUGCACUGAACACCUUCUGAGCUUUUUUUAUUUAUAAGAAUUUACCAGCAAAUGCAAAGUUUUUGUGUUUGUGUGUGACUCUGUUGAAUAAUCUCAUACAGCAACAGUGAAAAUCCAUAUCUGUAUUGUACUGACGUAACAAGA